AUGCCCGAGUAUACUGGACUUUGGCUCUCGUCAGAUCGUGGAGAUGUAAAUCGUUUGUCAUUGCGUGAAUUAAUCAAUGAAGUUGGUAGCAACGUGUCUGAAUCUGUCAUGGCCGACUAUGGUGGACAACUCUCAUCUCCUCCAGAAAACAUUAUUAGCAUCAUUCUAUGA
Messenger RNA from Plasmopara halstedii, 171 nucleotides. RefSeq lists its product as uncharacterized. The record is from RefSeq and is a predicted model, not a curated record. NCBI's taxonomy places the organism in Eukaryota, Oomycota, Peronosporomycetes, Peronosporales, Peronosporaceae. The transcript has 2 exons. Bases 1 to 171 code for a protein of 56 amino acids.